Molecule: messenger RNA, 358 nt
Organism: Rubroshorea leprosula
Lineage: Eukaryota; Viridiplantae; Streptophyta; Magnoliopsida; Malvales; Dipterocarpaceae
Source: the annotation of a GenBank genome assembly
CGUUACUUUUUCGUUAACUCCGAAGCCCACCCAACCCAGUCCUUUCUUUCUCUCUCCUUUCCUAUCUCUGUAGUUUCAGCCGAUUCUUGGACAUCUCCGAUCGUUCCCCUGUUUUCUCAAAUGGUCCAUCGCUGUCACGAUGCCUUUCCAUUUCUCGUGGGUCACCAGACAGCAGGACACUCUAAGGAAGAAGACUGUGCAGGUGCAGGAGCAGGAGCAGGAGCAAGUGUAGAGACAGAGCAAUCAUCAAUUGAAACAGUGGAGAGAGAAGCAUCAAAGCCAGAAGCUGUAGAGAAACAGAGUUGAGCAAAAGCUUUAAGGUGAAUAUUAUUUGAGGAAUUAAAUCUAACACCUGCUG